This is a messenger RNA of Arctia plantaginis, 1584 nucleotides long. The record is from the annotation of a GenBank genome assembly. NCBI's taxonomy places the organism in Eukaryota, Metazoa, Arthropoda, Insecta, Lepidoptera, Erebidae.
AUGUUAAUAGGGAGAAAAUUAAUUGUACUAUGGGUUGGACUCCUGGCGUCUAGUUACGGGAAUGACUCUGACGGUGCAUUUUAUACAGACGAUGCGGUUAUUUUAAAUGCUUACGUGGGAAGAGUCAAGCGAGAUAUUUCUAACGCAACGCGCGAAGGAAAACAAUUCCUACUUCUGAAACUUCAAGAGCAGACUGAAGGAUCUUUUGGAACUUAUUGCGAAACAACACUUGGCAAGAAGGGAACAUGCAAGACCUUCCGGGAUUGUUACCCUUUGUUCAAAGUGGCCGACUUUUCCGGCUCGGAUGGAUGGGCGAUGGGGCACUACGAUACUUGCAGCUAUAUCAACGGCGAUAAUAUGGAGGUGUUUGGGGUUUGCUGUACGCAACCAGUGGGUACACCACCACAGCAAGAACCUGACGUCCAACGCUUUGGUUUUCCCCUACAACCAGCCUUUCCUGUCAAAAUUCCACCAGCAUCAAUGCCAGGACUUUCAAGUGGUUUAAUGUCAGCCCUUUCUCGUUGGUACGGAGGAGACAGCAAUAUUCGUCAAAUUCCUGCGCAAUGGCCUCCACCAAUUCCGACUCAUCCUCCAAAUCACACUGCGGCAACACAUCCACCAAACUUGGUUGCAGGCGUAACCACAAGACCAACGAGCGCUUACCCCACAACCACAACUUGGGCCACAAAACCACAAAGUACAACCAAACAGACAUGGCCUUCAUAUCCUGCACUCCCGACGCGUCCUACGCGACCAGGCACACCUGCGCAGCCUAUACAACCAACACAACCGGCCGUUGAUGGUUCAUGUGGAAUAAAGAAUGGACCACAGACUUAUGAAAGCACCUACGACAUUCAAGAUGAAGAACGCAUAGUGGGAGGUCAUAACGCACAACAAAAUGAGUGGCCGUGGAUCGUAGCGUUAUUCAAUGCUGGACGUCAAUUUUGUGGAGGUUCUCUCAUGGACGAUACGCAUGUCCUCUCGGCAGCACAUUGUGUAGCUCACAUGACAUCAUGGGAUGUGGCGCGUCUGACAGCUAAAUUGGGAGACCAUAACAUUAAAACGAAUGCAGAAACUCAACACAUUGAGAGGAAAAUCAAGAGAGUAGUUAGGCACAGAGGAUUUGAUAUGCGGACUCUGUACAAUGAUGUUGCGGUUCUUACACUUGAUCAACCAGUGACAUUUACGAAGAACGUUCGCCCUAUUUGUUUACCUGUCGGUGGACGGUCUACAUACCAGGGCAACAUAGGAACGGUCAUCGGAUGGGGAAGCUUGAGAGAGAGUGGACCUCAGCCAUCGGUCCUUCAAGAAGUGUCAAUUCCGAUUUGGUCGAACUACGAGUGCAAAUUGAAAUAUGGAAAUGCUGCCCCCGGAGGUAUCGUAGACCAUAUGCUUUGCGCUGGCAAGGCAAGCAUGGACUCAUGCAGUGGCGACAGCGGUGGACCACUGAUGGUGAAUGAAAAUGGCCGCUGGACACAAGUGGGGAUUGUAUCGUGGGGUAUCGGAUGCGGCAAGGGCCAAUACCCCGGUGUUUACACCCGCGUCACUUACUUCAUGCCUUGGAUUACAAAGAAUUCCAAGUAG